Molecule: messenger RNA, 1630 nt
Organism: Magallana angulata
Lineage: Eukaryota; Metazoa; Mollusca; Bivalvia; Ostreida; Ostreidae
Product: ornithine decarboxylase antizyme 2-like
Exons: 6
Coding region: 1-651 (216 amino acids)
Biological process (GO): positive regulation of protein catabolic process
Cellular component (GO): cytoplasm; nucleus
Molecular function (GO): ornithine decarboxylase inhibitor activity
Source: RefSeq, a predicted model, not a curated record
AUGUCACACGCGGAAAUUGCCGAAACGAAAACUUUGGCCCGAAAGCGAAAGAAGAAAAGGAGAAAAUGCCUGCGUUACAUAGUACAAACCUUUUGCCCAGCAAGCGGUACUCCAUAUCGCUUGGUGCAGGGCCUCGGUCGUGUUCCUGAUGCUCCCCACGCCGUCAACGUGUCAUUCGUGACAGAGGGCAACGGCGUGGGGGUUUCAACAGAGCCCCCUGUCAGUGCUAAAAGCUUGUUUAUUAAGGAAAACAGCCGUCAGGCACAGCUGGACAACAACCGACCUGUAGAGGUGGAGACUAGAGCGACGGCCAACCUGAGCUUUACUGUUUACCUCUCAGGACAACACAAGGUCACCUGGGAAACCAUUCUGAAGAAUCGCAACUUGUACGUGGAAGUCCCCAACGGAAUUCUUCCGGAGGGCUCAAAGGAAAGCUUGAUCACUCUUCUUGAGUACGCAGAGGAGAAGCUUUGCUGUGAGCACGUCAUCCUCUGCUUUUGCAAGAGCAGAAAUGACCGAGCCUCCCUGAUCCGGACUUUCAUGUUCAUGGGAUUCGCAGUGGCUUGCCCUGGUGACCCUAUCGUUCCCAUGGUACCAGAGGUCAUGUACAUGGUGUACAGGAUUGACCCUGACGAUUUGGACGAUGACUAAUUAACGUUUUCCUUAAUCAAUAGAGCUUUUAGUAUUAUGGGCCACUUUUUGAACCUUUUCUCUUUGAUUUUGUUGAUUUUGAUUUUCAAAUCACUUUUUUUUUCUCAUAGUUGGUAGUAUUUUUGUUCACUCAAAUUUUUUUUUCAGGUUUAUUUUCAAAAAGAAGAAACACUGUUAAUUUUCGUGAAGCACAAAAAGUGUUGGUAACAAAUCUAAAAUAUUGAACUUCUUUUAUAUAAACUGUGAACAAAUAUUUUGUAUCAAACUUGUUGCCAUUAUUUACAUCGUUUGGAAAUAUUCUUUUUGUGUGGGUUUUUUUCUGACCUAGUGCUUGGUUUUGGGUUAUCUGAACAAAAUUUCAUCGCCUUACGAUCAAAUGACAUCAGAUGUUGGUCUUGUUUUGCAAUAACUUGUACAACAUUUCAUAUUUUGUGUGGAUUUUUUUUUAUUAAUUCAAUUUUUUUUUAGCACUUCUUAAAUGUCCUCUGUCAUGAAAUAGACAUGUAUUACAAAAAAAUGAGAAAAUGCAAAAAAAAAAAAAGAAAAAAUAUCUUUAAAAAGUUAAAAAAAAUAAAUAUAUGUAUUGUACUAUGUAACGCAGGUUCAUUCGUUAAUAUUUUUACAUUUUAAAAACUUUUUUUUUUUCAUUGUACGUAUUGUUUUGUGUAGAAACAUUUUUGCUUAGUGAUACACAUGUAAUUAUACAUGUACUUUGGACCAUUUAUUGUUAGUCGCAAUUUCAGCGUAUUGCACAUAUUUUCACUAUCUUGCAUGUUAAUGACCUCCAUGUAGCUAACAAUUUCAAAAUUCCCACUAAAAGAGUGUUUUUACUUGGUAUUUGUCAUUUUAAACUCUGAGUCUUUGUAUUACUGAGUCUAUGUAGAUAAUGGUUUGACUAUUGGUUGUUUUUCUCCCCGUUUUUGUGCAGAAAUGUUUCUAUAUAAAUCUAUUAUAAAAUAAAGAACAGUGAAAAAAAAAA